Messenger RNA from Glycine soja, 806 nucleotides. RefSeq lists its product as uncharacterized. The transcript is spliced from 5 exons. The record is from RefSeq and is a predicted model, not a curated record. Bases 43 to 456 code for a protein of 137 amino acids. Lineage: Eukaryota; Viridiplantae; Streptophyta; Magnoliopsida; Fabales; Fabaceae.
UGCUCGUUGUUCUCUUCUCUUCAGGAACAACACAAAACAAGGAUGAUGUCGCAGCAAUGGGGCUCUCCAUGUGGAAGCCAAUGCACCAAUAAAUACGCUGCCCUCGGCAAAAUCCCAUGGCGAAUAUUCUGCAAAAAGGGUUGCGACUCAGAUGGAGAGACAUGGGAAGAAUGUUUGGAGGACUGCAAUCAAAUAUGCUACAAGGAUCCCGUACUAAAGGACCAGCAGUGGAGUGCUUAUAUUGAUCGUUCCCCUGGAGCUGCCAGUUAUUCGGAGGAAUGCUUUCAUGCGUGUGUAUCUGGCUGCGGUUACAAGUUUGAGGUUAAAUCAGAGGAAGCUGAUAAAGUCUGUCCUAACAGGCAACCAAAGCCUGAAACCAAGCCUACUAAGAAGCCAAAGCCACAACCUGUACGCCCCAUCGAUCUGCCUGGUGAUAUACCUGACACUUCUGCAUAGUGAAAAACAUCAGCAUAUUUGACAAAAAUCCAGCAUGUAUGUAUACUUGAUACUUUGUUGGUUAUAUUCUCUCAGGAAUUUUUUUUUCUUUCUUUUUCUUUUUUUUUUUCUUUUUACCUUGAAACAUGCUAAUUGUUAUCAGCAUGAGUUACUUACAUUUUGUGGACAACACCAUGAGUGGUUGUGCCUAUUUUUGCCUUGAGAAUUUGGAGGCAUCGUGUUGCCUUUAAACUGGGAGCAUUGAUAGUUGGAUAAUUACAGGGCUUCCAUGAUUUAUUAAGGAAAGUUGAUGUUCUAGGAUUUUAAAUUGGUGAUUUUUUUUAUCUGAUCAUUACCGUUAUAAAUCUCGA